AUGGUUUUAUUUAGUAUUGUUUUUGGUCCUGGUGUGGCGAUUGUGGGUACUUUGCAUUCCAUUCUACAUGUGAACCUUUGGGCCAUGCAAUGGCUUCGGAAUAGUUGCAUGUCGACGAAGCGGCGUCUCGCAGUGAAAAUCAGUAGGCUAGAAGACUUCCCCCCUCUCAUGCACCCUGUGUCCAGCAACCAAUACAUCGAUAAUACCUUACAUCCGCGGGAUCUAGGUCAUCUAGGAUUUUGGAUAAACGAUUUGCCUUGGGCAGGCGGGAAACUCUUUGUACUUUUCAGCUGGACGGUCAUUAAAUGUUUAACGUCGUUCAUACCCAUCGUAGGCUUGUUCGCUGUGGGGUUCCUAGAGUCUUCCACCACCGGUUGGCAAUAUUGUGACUCACUUCGUCCAGGGGUCGGUUACUACGAGGACUUUGCUAAAUUCAAAUUGUUUGGUCUUUGCUCAGGAAUGCUCGAUAUGAUUCCUAUUGUCUCUGGACUAACCUUCACGACCAAUUCAAUAGGAUGUGGUCUAAUGAUGAAGCACGAAUAUUGA
Messenger RNA from Eremothecium cymbalariae DBVPG#7215, 546 nucleotides. RefSeq lists its product as uncharacterized. The coding region runs from base 1 to 546 and encodes 181 amino acids. Gene Ontology annotation, cellular component: prospore membrane; ascospore wall; lipid droplet. The transcript has a single exon. The record is from RefSeq and is a predicted model, not a curated record. NCBI's taxonomy places the organism in Eukaryota, Fungi, Ascomycota, Saccharomycetes, Saccharomycetales, Saccharomycetaceae.